Molecule: messenger RNA, 840 nt
Organism: Ostreococcus lucimarinus CCE9901
Lineage: Eukaryota; Viridiplantae; Chlorophyta; Mamiellophyceae; Mamiellales; Bathycoccaceae
Exons: 2
Coding region: 1-840 (279 amino acids)
Biological process (GO): regulation of DNA-templated transcription
Molecular function (GO): DNA-binding transcription factor activity; DNA binding
Source: RefSeq, a predicted model, not a curated record
AUGAGUGGCAUCAAGACCGCGACGAGAGUGCGCGGGGAUGCCAUCACGAACGCGCGCCACUCUACGAAGGGAGCCGAGGGGGAACAACCGCCGGAAAAGACAUCGUCACCCACCGCGACGACGAAGCGACGAGAGCGCGAAUCGAGCGAACGGGAUGACUGGAACGAAAAUUAUAGCGAGCACGCGCGGUGUAACGCGCUCAGGAUUGGCGCGAAACGCGAUUUUGCGGCGGCGGAAUCGAUCGGGAUACGCGUGAGAGGUUGGGACGAGAAGGACGUUCGGGACGCGGGCCGAGCGUCCUUUGUGGGCGGGUCGUACGAGUUUUUAAAACCGAGCGCGAGCGCGGCGACGUUCGGCGCCGGGUUCGUCCCGAACGGAACGGCGAGUGCGAGUGGUCGCCUGUCGUUGUCUGCGUCGCCGGGACGCGCGGGGGAGAUUCGACAGAGCGUACACAAGGUGGCGCGACAAAAAGGCGUCUCGAGCGGUCGCACGUACACGAGCAAGUAUCGCGGCGUCCAUCAAACGUUUCCCACGGGGCGUUGGGAGGCACAGUUCCGCCGCAACGGCAAACCCACAUCUUUGGGUUGUUUCGAUCGCGAAGAAGAGGCGGCAAAGGCGUACGAUCGCAUGAUGCUUUGGUGUGAAAUGCACGCCAGUCAGCUCGCCGUCGUAUCGGCGUCGCCGCAAAAGCAAGGCGCGGCGCAGUUAAAUUUCGACGUCGCGACGUAUACCAACGACUUGCACGCCCUCGAGCACAUGUCUCAGGAUGAUUUAAUGUUAGAGCUGCGCCGAUUGGGGCGCGCGCAGGCGGGAGGGCAGCAGGUUGCGUUCGUCCCGUAG